GGACUAGCUCCGGAUAGUCUCCGUUAGUGUUACUACUGGGCACCACCAUGAACAGUGCAGUGAGGUAAAAAAAGACGUACGAGGAAACAACACAAUCAACAUAGAGACUAGGCAGUCUAUGCUGUGAGAAAAUAAAAAAGGAAGACAAGUAAAAGAGGAAGGGACGAUGGGUUGGGAACAUAAAAUGACAAGUAUGCAAAGGCAUAAGUGUAUGAAGAAAGGAGACGCAGAAAUAAAUGAAGGGAAAAAACAGGUAGUGGUAGGCAUGGCCGAAGAUGUCACAAUAGCAGUUGCACCGAGUGACACUGAGCACGCGUCUUCAACCGCCCACAUCAUCUUUCCCCACCGUCUCGACGAAGGAGUCCCCUCUCUUUUAACGUCGACAAGUAAAAGCUCUCUCGCCUCUGAAUAGCUACGAAAAGCUCAGUCGGUCGCAGACCCGCGUACCAGCAACUGCACGUGCUGGUAAGAUUUUCGUGCUUGAUGUAAAAACGGAGGAAGGUAACGACAGUAAGGAAGUGUGUUGACAGUUUUUAAAAAUAAUGAAGGACAGUGCUAGUGAUAUGAAUACUUGACACAGAUUUUUCCUUUUCUUAAUAUAAAAUACGACUGCAUACCGGAUAUCUUGUUUGGAUCCAAGGAUAAUGAUGGGUAGUACGUCGAUCAUAUCUUGGGCGAGUAUCGUCGUCAUUGUCAUUAACUUCUACCCGGUCAUCGCUCAAGAAAUGAACUGCUGCUCCUUAGCUGCUGGUUCCUGUCGCAAUGUGUGCUCCAAGAUACCACUGGUUGCAUUGGGUGCUGAGGCUGAGGCUAGGAAGAACGCGACCUCGCGUCUUUUGGAAUUCUGCUCCACUGAAUUGACGAACUUUUGGAACUGCGUCAAUUCCACGCUCAGAGAAGCGGCGGAGAAUGAAGAUUGGGCGGGACGAGGCUGCUGUCACUUGGCACAAAAUCCAAUCUGCAGAUCUACUUGUGCCUUGUCAGGCUCCAGGAGUGACCUAAAGGGCGUUUGCCGCGCUAGCGAUGAACUUGAAUUUUCUUCUUGCUUGGAGAGACGCGAAGAUGGUGAGACUUGCUGCAGUGGAAUUGCCAAUUCUACUUGUAGAUCCGUGUGCAAGGAUAUUUUUCAUAAACCUGGAAAACAGUCAACUCUCAAGCUUUACAGCAGUAAAGGCUGUUUUCAUCAAAUACCUAAAUGUUUAAGAGCCGCUGCCGGAGCGAAGAAUAUUGACGAUCCAAAGCAGUAUUUACAUUGCUGCGACAAGGCAACGAGUCCAGGGUGUUUGGUCACUUGUCGGGAAACUUUACACACGGCAACAACGGAUACUGACAUUUUCGAUGUUCUGUCAAAUAAGUGUAGUCCAGUUCUGCCGCACUUACCAAUGUGGAGUUGUUUUCUAAAUUCAACGCCAGCGAAAUCAGCCCGCCUGCCUCUGGACUUAGGUAAACUGUCCUGCUGUUCAAGAGCAUCAACAUCAUCUUGUAAAAAUCUAUGUUGGCGAGCAUUUCAAGCUGAUUGGGAGCAAGCUUGGGUCCAGUUGGAUGAAGAGUGCAUAUCUUUGCCAAUAGAAUCUGAAUUACGUCGGUGUCUGGAAGAUGCCGAUGAGACCUGCGAAAUGGGAUGUUCUGGACUCUCUUAUUGUGUUCAGUACAAUGACAGACCAACAGCUCUAUUCAGAACCUGCUCACCGACAGCGGAUGAGGCAGCCAAAUGGGAAGCAAAUCAUUGGUCCCGUGGUGGAAUAAUCUCAGGCCUUGCUGUACCGGUAAGGGCGGCGCAAUCAUGUCCGAUCGAGACGCUUCGUGCAGCUGCGUGCCUCCUACAGUUGCGCCCUUGCGAGUCUCGGGCUCAUGAGACACGUUUGUGCCGCGAGGAUUGUCUGCAAUUAAUGACUAGUUGUGUCGACUGGUCAGCGAUUAAGGGGCCCCAUACGGCAACGACACUAUGCUCUAAGUUAUCGGUACCUAGACAAGAUAUGCCAUGCGUGCCGUUUUCAGUAUCUUCAACAUUUUCUACGGACACCCUUCCUGCGGAACCUGCUCUGCGACCAGAAGAAGACAUAACAACUCCUUGCAGGCCUAAUCCAUGUCGCAAGGACCAAGUGUGUGUGUUGCAAUCGAACAAUCCACAACAUAUGGAGUGUCUUCCUGGUUGUAUGCUUGGCGUAAUGUCCAAACAAGUGGUACCCGUAGGUACCUGGGUACAAAUCCCAAGAGUAGAUAAGCAGGGUUGUUUGAAAAUUUGUCAAUGCACUUCGCGGGGAUUGGAAAAGUGUCGUAUGCUGAACUGUUUCGCCUUGAAUUCUUGUUGGAUUCAGAACCGUUUUGUGGCCCAUCGAGCAAGUUUCUACCUGGAGUGUAAUCUGUGCCAUUGCUUCGAGGGCGAAGUGACCUGUUCUCGUAGAAGUUGUGGGGAGUUCAGAAUGCCUGCGCUGCCUUGUGAUUGUCCAGCUCAUUAUGUUCCUGUCUGUGGCCGUCUUGGAGUUACGUUCGCAUCAGCAUGUCUAGCCAAGUGCUCGGGCCUGUCAGCUUCAGAAAUGGAAUUUGGAAGCUGUUCAUCCAGAGAUCCUUGCGCUUCCAAUCCUUGCGACAGUACUGAGAAAUGCGUGAAGAAAGUUCGAGUAUGCUUGUCGCCAAUUCAUAAGCCCUGCAGGCAAUAUGAGUGCGUGCCUUUGAACUGUGACCUUAAGGAGGAUGAACCAGUAUGUGAUACCGAGAACAAACAGCAUAAGAAUUCCUGUGCAAUGGUUCGCAUAGGCGCUAGUCUAGGUUAUAGGGGACCUUGUCUAAAAGAUUGUAGUCUCCGUGGUCCCGUUUGCGGUAUCAACGGGGAAGUGUACAGCAGUGAGUGUGCCGCCUGGGCCGAAAGGACAGUAGUAGAUUAUCCAGGUCCUUGCAUAGCUGUAGGAUUGAUCGGCGAUAAGGCCAAACCACGUUGCGGAGAAGCAGUUCAGUGUCCACCUCUGGUACAACCGUACUGUAUUGGCGUGACUCCUCCAGGUGCUUGUUGUCCCGUUUGCGGUGGUGCAGCGAGGCUAUUCUACUCUAGAAAACAGUUGGACCGGAUUUUCUAUGUGAUGGAGGAGGAAUCAGAUAAGGAUGCCGUCACGCUGGAGACUCUGUUGGUUGCGCUAGGCCGACAGGUCCAAGUGGCGCAGUGCGCUUUGCGAGGAAUGGCCACGCCGGAAGGCGAUGUGUUCGUGGUGAGUCAACCGUUACCGAAGAAGCCUUCAACACUUCAGAUGCAGGCGUGCAUCCAGGAAAUGGAGAAACUGGUGACGAGGAUCCAGGAGAGGAGUCCAAGAAUCGUAGCUGAAGUUCCAUUGGGUUCUUUGACCAAAGCGGAAACCAUUUAUGGUUAUAUUCUGAAUUCAGCCACGACUCCUGUACUGUGUAAUCUGGUGAUCAUGGUGCCGCUUCUAAUUAUAAACAGUUUUGUAUGAUCAAUAAGCCACUGAAUGAACAUUCAAGAUUCACCUAUUGUGGGUGCAAAAAACUAUAUUAAAUCUAACGUCGGUACCGUUUGGUGUACCAGCCAAAUAGUACCAUGUUUAAGUCUGUGAUUCAUCUAGUGCCUACGUAGCAUACAUUACUAGUAAAAUAUGAUAGAUGAUAGUACGAUUCAUCAUUUGAUAUUGCCAAAGAGAAGCGUAAAAGAUAAAAUACAUCCCAAGCGCGUCUGUACAAAUAAUAAUACACAAGCACGGUUUUGGACGUAGAAAUCGCUCAAUACGACUGUCAAACCGGGCAGAUCAUUGUAAAUUGUAAAUAGACAAAGUCUCAAUGUAUGUAAGUUACCAGUUCAAGUCUAUGCCAAAUACAAAAGGUAACAAUGUUUUGUAAGGUAUGAAUCUGAGCAAGAAAUAUGAAUGAAAUAUAGAAAAUAAACUCUUUGCUAGCCUUAAGGAUACUCCUUUGUUAUUAUUGUUAAAUAUCAAUUUUUUGUAUUGUAUCGUAUGUAUAAUAAAAUGUCUAUGGUAUUUAUCAGGUGCA
This is a messenger RNA of Cephus cinctus (wheat stem sawfly), 3993 nucleotides long. RefSeq names its product reversion-inducing cysteine-rich protein with Kazal motifs (gene Reck). Gene Ontology annotation, molecular function: protein binding; metalloendopeptidase inhibitor activity. Bases 645 to 3443 code for a protein of 932 amino acids. Gene Ontology annotation, cellular component: plasma membrane. NCBI's taxonomy places the organism in Eukaryota, Metazoa, Arthropoda, Insecta, Hymenoptera, Cephidae. The transcript is spliced from 8 exons. The record is from RefSeq and is a predicted model, not a curated record. Gene Ontology annotation, biological process: extracellular matrix organization.